Panthera uncia (snow leopard) is the source of this 3011-nucleotide messenger RNA. RefSeq names its product coenzyme Q4 (gene COQ4). Gene Ontology annotation, biological process: ubiquinone biosynthetic process. The coding region runs from base 199 to 996 and encodes 265 amino acids. Gene Ontology annotation, cellular component: mitochondrion; mitochondrial inner membrane. The transcript is spliced from 7 exons. The record is from RefSeq and is a predicted model, not a curated record. Lineage: Eukaryota; Metazoa; Chordata; Mammalia; Carnivora; Felidae.
AGUGAGGCGACAUGGGGAGAGUUUUGCUUUGGUGGACGUAGGUAGCGGACAGGCCGUCUGGGUUUUCUUCGGAUACUUAGCGAUAGGACCCUUUGCUGGCCGUACUACGAUUUUUCCCCUCCAAACGCCCUUCAGAGCGCUCCGCGCCCGGAAAGGCGCGCGGCUUCCACCCGGCCCUGCUCGCGGGUGCCCGCUGCCAUGGCGACCCUGCUGCGAGCUGCCCUGCGCCCUCUCCGCCCGCCCCCCGGGCACCGGGGGCCGGCCGCAGACGUGCUGCUUCGAGGCGCGCGCCAUGGCGCCGGCCAGCUCUACCCUGAGCACAUCCCCACCUCCCCGCUGCAGAAGGUUCUGCUGGCCGCGGGCUCGGCCGGAAUGGCCCUCUACAACCCGUACCGCCACGACAUGGUCGCGGUUCUAGGGGAGACCACAGGACUUCAUGCCCUGAAGGUCCUCAGGGACCAAAUGAAGAGGGAUCCAGAGGGUGCCCAGAUCCUACGGGAGCGUCCGCGGAUCUUACUGUCCACCCUUGACCUGGACAAGCUCCGUAGUCUGCCUGAGGGCUCACUUGGCCAAGAGUAUCUCCGUUUCCUAGAUGUGAAUAGGGUCUCCCCAGACACCCGAGCACCCACCCGAUUCGUGGACGAUGAGGAACUAGCAUAUGUGAUCCAACGGUACCGGGAGGUACACGACAUGCUCCACACCCUGCUGGGGAUGCCCACCAACAUGCUGGGGGAGAUCGUGGUGAAGUGGUUUGAGGCUGUCCAGACUGGCCUGCCCAUGUGCAUCCUGGGUGCUCUCUUUGGACCGAUCCGACUCCAUACCCAGGGCCUGCAGGUGCUGGUUUCGGAGCUGAUCCCGUGGGCAGUUCAGAAUGGGCGCAGAGCCCCAUGUGUCUUCAACCUGUACUACGAGCGGCGCUGGGAGCAGCCCCUGAGGGCUCUACGGGAGGAGCUGGGCAUCACAGACCCCCCGAUGCUUGUCAGGGCCCUGGCCUAGGCCCUGAGGUACUGCCCACCCUCAACCCCUGGUGGCAGAAGACUCUUUUGCCAUACCUUUGUUCCUUUUCUUUGAACACUGACCCUUGGACAUCAUUUGUCAUAAUUUGUUACAACCACUGCUGAGUGGCUUGAGGGCCACCCAGGAGGGAGCCAGGAGUUGCCCAAAGAGAACCAUGUGUGAGUGGGAAUCAGUCAUCCAGGCUGGUGGGGGCGGGAUGUCUCAGUUCCACUGCCCCUGUUCUGGACUGCUCUUUGCCAUCCAGGGUUUUUUGAGGGCCAGGCUGGAUUUCCUCCAGCAGUGAGGGCUAUACCCAGGUACAAAGGCCUGAAAAGGAGCAGGUGAGUCUGCUGUCUGAAUAAAGCCUGCCAUCAGGCCAACUAUCUACCUCUUCCUCUAGCAGCCUUGGGCCUUUGAGCACCAAGGGCAGACAUUCCCUUCAGCCUGAACUUCAGCUACUUGUCCUGUUUCCUUUGGUCUAAAGUCAGACAGACUGGGACUCAAAUUCCCAAUUCCUCCAUCAUUUUCCGGCAGAGGAACUUGGCCCCCCUGUCAGCCCAUUUCAUCAUCAGUAAAAGGGGAAUGAAAACAGCACCCACUUCCUAGGGUCACUGUGGGGAUUUCGUGAGGUGACACUCAGAAGAGGGCUUCAGAGAAAGGGCCCCGGGGACAGAAGGCAAUUAUCCUCAUUGUGAUCACAGGUGAGGAGGCAGCUCUGAGGCUGCUGAUUCAUUUUGGAAUGGCACCCAGACAUUUUCCCUGGGUCAGGGCCAAGGAGUUGGGGACAGGCAGGUUGAAAGAAUCACCGGAAGAGUGAGUGACCCUGUCUUGGGUUUUAGAACGAGAAACACUGAGAGUUUUGGGGAGCCAGCUCCCCUUUGUGUGGAUAGGACAACCAAGGCCCAGAGAUGGGCAAGGAAUUGCCCGAAAUAACUAGAACACAGGCCAUGUGUCCUCCUUGGUUGGGUUUCCUAUGCCUCAGUUUCCCUAGGUAAUAAGGGUUACAGUUGUUUUUUUUUUUUAAUUUUUUUUUUUAACAUUUAUUUAUUUUUGAGACACAGAGAGACAGAGCAUGAACAGGGAGGGUCAGAGAGAGGGAGACACAGAAUCUGAAACAGGCUCCAGGCUCUGAGCGGUCAGCACAGAGUCCAACGCGGGGCUCGAACUCACAGCCCUCACAGACCGUGAGAUCGUGACCUGAGCUGAAGUCGGCCGCUUAACCGACUGAGCCACCCAGGCGCCCCAAGGGUUACAGUUUAUUUACAGCUGUACUCUGUGCGUUAGCAACUGAGAUGCAUUAUUGCACUAAUGCCUCCCAACAACCCAAAGACAAAAGUCAUACUAUUGCUUGCAUUUUACUAAUGAGGCAGUAGCAGAGCUGGGUCUGGAACCACGGGCCUCUCCAAAACCGGCCCCACAUUGCCACACCAGCGCCUCACCCUUCCUUGUGCCGACUGAGUCCCAGUCCAGAUAGAUAGAGCUGGGAGGCUGGAGGCCUACCUCGGAACAGUGGCCUUUUUCCAAGAGGGAAGCCUUGUCCUGAGCUCUUUGAAUUUCUGGAGAAAGGAGAGGAUUAGGGUGAGCUUUCUAUAUCUAAUCCUUCUUUGCAGCGUAGGCCAUCUUUCCAGACCCAGCAUGUUUCCAUGGCUUUCCAGGGUCCAGGCACCCCUUGCCCCCAGGUCAGUAAAAGUCAACAGUGCCAAGUUAGGGGGAGAAAGGCCUGACUCGCAGAUGGCCUUCUCUGCCCAGCUGGGGAGUUCACCUGCUCCAGCCACCUGGUGCCUGAAUGGCCCUGGGCCUUUACAGCAUUCAAGAGAUGGGCACUGGCUGUCACAAUUAGCUGGGAAUGAAGUCUGGUCUCCAGAUCUUAGGGUGGCACCAACUCACGAUUGGAAAUAAGUUAUACACUGGCAACAGCUACCACUUACUGAGUUCUUACCACAGCCCGUAAGGCUCUGCCAACUUCUACCUAGAAACUUCCACUCUUCAUCUCAAUAAACUAUGUUGGCCUUCUC